Messenger RNA from Cavenderia fasciculata, 219 nucleotides. It is a transcript of the gene atp5e, whose product is annotated as ATP synthase epsilon chain. The coding region runs from base 1 to 219 and encodes 72 amino acids. The transcript has 2 exons. Gene Ontology annotation, biological process: proton motive force-driven mitochondrial ATP synthesis. NCBI's taxonomy places the organism in Eukaryota, Evosea, Eumycetozoa, Acytosteliales, Cavenderiaceae. The record is from RefSeq and is a predicted model, not a curated record. Gene Ontology annotation, molecular function: proton-transporting ATP synthase activity, rotational mechanism. Gene Ontology annotation, cellular component: mitochondrial inner membrane.
AUGGCACAACAAUUCUGGAGAGUCGCUGGUUUAACUUACCUCGAAUACGUCAACCUUACUAGCUCACACCUUCGUAACUGUCUCAAGGACAAGUUCAAGGUUGCUGCCAAGAACAGAGAAGCCUUUGCUUCAACUUACACCUCCUUUGCUAACGGAAAGGAAGUCAGCACCAUCAACAUUACUUAUUCUGAUGUCAUCCCAACCCCAAAGAAGAACUAA